AUAUAUGCAUUAAUCUUUAAACCUUAACCUUAAACAAAUGGAUUGAUCGAUUUUCGUUGCUUGGAUAUCUAGUUCAACAAUUGUAUUAUUGUCUUAAUUACUUUUAUUAUUGUUGUUUUUAAGUUAAGUCACUAUGUAGAUAAUUCAUUUAAUAAAUACUGUGUUAUAUUUUACGAAUAUAAUUGAUAUUUUGAAAAAAAAAAAAAAAAAAAGCAAAGACCUGUGUGUUUGGCCAUACACUAUGUAUGUCUGUAACGUGUAAUUAAGAUAAAUUAUAUUUUUUACUAUUUGAAAAUUCAGUUGUUAUUAUUAUUACAAUGUCUGUGCAUUAUAAAUUUAAAACAUCUUUAGAGUCACAUAUCGUAUCUUUUGAUGGUUUAAAUAUCUCAGUGGCUGAUCUUAAGAAAGCCAUUUUUCAUCAAAAACGCUUUGGAAAAAAUGCUGAUUUUGAUCUUCUUAUCACUAAUGCCGAGACAAAAGAAGAUUACACGGAUGACAAUAUCCUUAUUCCGAAAAACACAAGUCUUAUUGUUGCCAGGAUACCUUUAACAGUUCAACAAAAAAGAUCGUGGAACCGGUCUGAACCACAAUCAUUUGUUAACUUGAAAGAUGAAUCUAAUUUAGGUCAUGCUGUUGAUUUAACCCGGUUAGAUGGAUCCGAAGAAGAUAAAAUCCGAGCCAUGAUGACUCAAUCAACACAGGACUAUGAUCCAUCAAAUUACAUGAAAAUCCGUGGUGCUAAUCAAUCAGGUGAAGUACCACCAAAAUAUCGUUGUAAUAAAUGCCAUCAACCUGGUCACUGGAUAAAAAAUUGUCCUCUUGGUGUAAAUCAAGAGCCUAUUGAAAUUAAAAAAAGCACUGGAAUUCCUCGAAGUUUUAUGGUACCAGUCGAAGGCCCAUCAGUUCCAGGUGCCAUGAUGACACCAACCGGCCAUUAUGCUGUUCCUGCUAUUGAUCAUCAAGCUUAUAAAGAAGUUAAAAAAGAACGACCUCCUUUUUCAAAUGAUCCGGAGCCUAUUGUCAAAAAACCAGAAAUACCAGAAGAUUUACUUUGCAAUUUAUGUAAAGACUUAUUAACUGAUGCAGUUAUGAUUCCAUGUUGUGGCAAUUCUUUUUGUGAUGAAUGUAUUCGAACUCUACUACUUGAAUCUGAAGAUCAUCAAUGCCCCGAUUGCCCGGAAAAAGAUAUAUCACCAGAAAAUUUGAUUCCUAGUCGAUUUUUACGUAAUGCAGUAAUGAACUUUAAGAAUGAAACUGGUUACGCUAAACAGCAAACUUAUCAUUCAAUUCAAAAAAAUAUAGUUCCUAAAAAUACAGCACCUGUUUCUGUUGUUGCACCUCCAGUAGAGGAAGAAAAAGUAGAAGUUUCUGUUGUAUCUGUUCCUGUAGAAUCUAAAGAACCACCUCAAGAAUUAGUUCCAACUGAACCAGAAAAUUUUUUAGCUCCACAAGAUACUUAUGAGGCACCUGUUGAUCCAGGUAUUAAUGAUAAAUUGAUCAAGUUAGAUGUUGAAAGUGAAUCUAUCGUGCAUCCAUCGAUAAUUGAAGAAGACUCAGAAGUUGUUCCACCACCACCUCCCGGAACUGAGCCUCUGUUACCAAUACCAUCAGUUAAUAGCUCACCAGAAAAAAGUAACGACGUGGUUGCUGAUGAGAAAAAAGAUUAUAAUUAUGAUUAUGAAGAAGAUAGACGUCCAAGAGAGCGUCGUCAAAGUUUUAGCAAAGACAACCGCGAGCGAAGUGGAGAUAAUCGCCGUCCGGAAAGUGUAAGAUCAAUUACUAAACGGAGAUCUUUGUCACCAAGACAAUCUCGUCGUAAUGAUUAUCCAGUUCAUAAUGCACCAGUACAUCAGUCAAUGAAUCCUGUUAAAGGAUACCAAAACAUCCCUUCAAACAAUUCAACUCAAUACAAUACAAAUACGCAGCAUUAUGAUACCGAAAUUCGGCGACCCGAUGAAGAUCCAAAUAGUGGUCCAGUAAUGGAUCAUCAGUAUCCUCCAUCAACAGCUCACCAAGCUCCACUUCUUCCUUAUCCGCCUGGAGAAGAUCGAAUGCCAUCAUUGCAACCACCUCCACCACAAGGUUAUAGUCAACCACCUCCUGUUAUGCAACAGCAUAAUGCACCACCUCCUAUGUCUGAUCCAUACAUGGGUCACAGGAUGCCGAUGUAUCCACAUCAGCAAGGACCACAUUAUGGUCCACCAAGAUACUCCCGACCGCAAUAUCAGCAACAAGGAUACCGUCCUUCUCAACCUCGUAAUUAUAAUGGCCCACCGCGACCAAUGAGAGGAAUGCAUCAUCUAGGUUAUCGAGGUAUUCAACCUCCUCCUCCAGGAUUAGGGAGAAAUAUAUACAAUGGAAAUCCACCCGGAGUGAUUGAUGAUCCUCUUGAAGCUUUUGAACGUAUGCUACGAGAAAAAGAUGAACGAGACAGAAGAUUAGGGAAAGGACGACGCCGAUCUAGAAGUCGUUCUAGAAGAAGCUACACGCGAUCACGAUCUCGUUCUAUAAGCCGUCGGUCUCCAUUACCACCUCGUGUUAGUAGAUCAAGGAGCCCACCACCAAAGAGAAGAUCUACAAGAUCUCCGCCACCGUUAAGACAGCGUAGUAGAACACCUAAAAGAAGAUCUCGUAGUGCAAGUGUCUCCAUCAGUAGGUCAAGAUCAUAUUCUCGUAGCCAAUCGCCUCGUAGCUCUAUUUCACGGGAUCGUGAACGAGAUCGAGAAAGAGGAAGAGAAAGAGAAAGAGAAAGAGAACGUAAUAGAGAUCGUGAACGAGAUCCGGAGUUUGCCCCUUCACGUUAUAGAUCACCUGAUCGACCCCGUCCAAGAUUUCCAAAAGAUCAACCUAGUAAAUCACGUGAAUCACGAGAAAAAUAUAAUAGUUAUUACAAUGAUCCACCUGGAAAUGAGUAUGGGUUUAAAGAUCGUGAACGCGAUAUUCCAAACAACAGAGAGAGAUCUGGUUAUCGUUACCCACCUCGAAAUCAAACAGCACAUCACAAUAUUCCACCGUUGAUGCCACAUCUAAACACUGGAGCUCAUCCACCACAACCACAGCGGUCCUUUGGAGGUCCGUCGCAGGAUAGGAAAGACUAUUAUGAUUCUUACAACAGAUAUCCUGGUCCACCUAAUCAACGAUUGAAUAGUCCUGGACGUAAAACACAUCAUAAACGCAUUGACGAUGUCGCACCGCCUGGAACUGAAGGAUACUAUGACCUGCCACCACCUGGUGUUGAUCGGGACAGAUCUCGAGUAUCUAAAGAGCGAGAUCGUGAACAUACUAAGGAGACAGAGACCGAAAAUCGUGAUCGUAUGCCAUUGUCAGAUGAAAGAGUGAGAGAACGUGAUGACCAUACUAGAGAAAAAGAUGAUAGAGAUCGACGGACAUUUGAUCGCAAUGUUGACCAAGAUCGUUCCAGAGAAAAAGAUGAUCGGAAUAGAGGAACUUUGAACCGACCUCGCGAGGAACGAUCUCGGGAAAUUGAUGACAGAGAAAGAAGAGACAAGGAUAAAGAUCGUGAUGAUAAAUACAAUCGUGAUCAUCGGGAAGAUGAUCGUCAAGUGGAUAAGCGUGAUUAUGAUAAAGAACGGCAUAGAGACGAUCGUGAUCGACACAGAUUUGAAGAUAAAAAUCGGGGACGUGAUCGAGAAAGAAAAGAACGUGAUUAUCCACCGGAAAAAGAUUCUAAUCGCGAUCGUUAUGAGAGACCUGUAAUAGAUUCCAAGAAGAAAUUUCAAAAGAGUUCCAGUCCUUAUUAUCCUCAAAAAUCAUGGAAUGAAACUAAAGAGUCAUCCCCAGAACGCUCCAGGAAAAAAGAUAAAGAUUAUAAUGACAAGUCUGAUGAAAAGAAGAAAGAAAAGAAAAUAAAAGAUAAGAAAAAGAAAAAAGAUAGUGAAGAGAAAGAAAAGAAGAAAAAGAAGAAGAAAGAAAAGAAAUUGACACAAAAAGAAUUAGAAAAAAGUGAAACGUUAAAAUUAUUUGAUGAUACUGAUAAAGUUGCGACUGAUUUAAAUGUAGAUCAGUUAAAUUUGGCGAUUAAAAAUUCAGAUGUGCCAAAUAUUAAUGAAUUUGAAGAAAAAUCAUUGAUGAUAAAUCCAGAACCACCUGAGCAAAUAGAAGAAGAAGAAGAAGAAGAAGAAGAAGAAGACUCAUUAUUACGCCAAGAAGACACGGAGUUAGGUGUAAAUCCUCCUAACCCUAAUUUUAAACCGAUUCCUGAAUUAAAACCAGAGUUUAAAAAUUCCUCAAUUGACGAUCAUUACAGUGAUACAGAUGAUAAAGAAAUUAAACUGACUGAUACUGAUGAAUUUUCAGUCCUACCUAAUAUUGAAGAAAAUAUUGAUGCUAAUGAUAAUGAAGAUGAAAUUAAUUUAUUAAAAUCACCUUCAGCCACUGAGCCAGAAGAAACAAACUCUGAAAAGUUAUUGUCAAAUAAAGAUUCUUCAGUUAAAAAGAGUGAAUUUUUAGCACCUAUGCCGGAAUUAUCUAAAUGGGAACGAGAUGAAAGCACUGAAAAAUUAGAUGAUGUUGUUACUACAUCAUCGCAAGUAAGUGAAUCUUUUGGUGAAUCAAAAUCAACAACAGAAGUAACUCGUGAUGUAUUAAAACGAGCUGAAAAUGCAAUAUUUCAAAAAGCUAUCAAUGCUAUUAGACCUAUUGAAAUUAAAAAGAUAAGCGAAAAUCGUAAAAUUUUAUAUCAAAAUCCGGAACCAAAAGUAUUUGAGCCAGAAUUGAAUCGUGACGUAAAUAAAAGUCUAAAUGUUACUGUUAAUAUUGGAAAAAAUGAGCGCAAUGUUGAAAUAACAGAGUCAUCUAAAAAAGGUAAAAUAGACCGGUCUAAAUUUAAAUUAAACGAAUCACAUUCGCCAACAAGAUUAUCAGCUAAAGAACGCUUAGGUGAAAAGAUUGAUGAUGAAAAAGAUAAAAAAAUAACACUAACCAGUGUUAAUAAUGAUCGAAAAGUUUUUAUCGAUGACAGCAAAUUACGGUCACGAGGAAAGGACUUGAGUGUUAAAAAUUAUCAUUCCGUAGGUAGUAGUAAAAAUGAUAAAGAACGUGAAAGACAAAUUCAAACACCACCUCCUCUUAUCAGUAGUAAACACACCAAUGAAUCCGAGGAAACGCAUCAUCAUCAUCAUCAUCAUCAUCAUCAUUUAUUGAAACGUAAACGUGAUCAAGAGGACAGUGAUGAUAAAGACGAUAAAAAGAAGCAUGGAGAUAAAAAACGUAAGAAAGAACACAGAAGUCGUAGUAAGUCGCGUGAACAUAAAAAACGUAAAGAAAAGAAACAUAAAAAAGAUAAAUUUAGUGACAGAAGUGACAGAAGUGACAAAAAACAAAAACACAAAGAAUCAAGUGUUAAACGGGAUAAACAAUCACUUGAUUCAGAGGAUAAAUCAAAUUUAACAAAUAUUAAUUUAAAUCAAGAACAAUCACCAGUACGAAAACAUCAACAACAGCAACCGAAAAAUCCAAAAUCAAUUUCUGAUCGUAAACGUAGUGUUUUAGAUGAAGCUAGUUUUGAACCAGAUUAUUCGGCUUCUGAUUCAGAUUCUGAUAAUGAAGAUAAUAAUAAAACAAGCGUCAAAAAGAUUAAAACUGACGAACAACAUCAACAAUUUGAUCUUGACAAGGAAGUUUGUGUUAAAGUGACUAAACGUAGAGUUAAAUCUACAAGCUCUGAUGAUAAUUCAAAUACAUCAGUGAGCUCUUCAACAGAAUCUGAUAGUUCAGAUGAUUCUUCUUACCGGAGACGUAAAAAGAAGCAUAAAAAACACAAAAAACGUAAACUAGCCAAGAAAGAAAGUAGCUCGGAAUUAGAUAGUGAUUCCGAUUCUACGCAAUCAAGUUCUGAGGAAGAAAAGUAUAAGAAAAAAUCUAAAAAAUCUAAAAGCAAAAAGAAGCAGUUGAAAAAAAAGAAAAAAUCUAAACAUAAAUAAUUUUUUUAAACAAUUUAUUUGAUUGUAAUAUUAGAAUAUGCUCACUUGUAAAUUAUGUUCUAAUAUCUUCUGUAUUAAUUAUACUAUAUAUAUUUAUUGUGUUAAUUACGUUGAAUAUUAAACCCUGUAGUUACUAUAAAUAAAUUUUAUAAUUAAUACAGA
Messenger RNA from Cotesia glomerata, 6104 nucleotides. It is a transcript of the gene snama, whose product is annotated as E3 ubiquitin-protein ligase RBBP6. The transcript is spliced from 15 exons. Gene Ontology annotation, cellular component: nucleus. NCBI's taxonomy places the organism in Eukaryota, Metazoa, Arthropoda, Insecta, Hymenoptera, Braconidae. Gene Ontology annotation, biological process: ubiquitin-dependent protein catabolic process; protein ubiquitination; mRNA processing. The record is from RefSeq and is a predicted model, not a curated record. Gene Ontology annotation, molecular function: zinc ion binding; nucleic acid binding; ubiquitin protein ligase activity. Bases 318 to 5942 code for a protein of 1874 amino acids.